Xenopus tropicalis (tropical clawed frog) is the source of this 4265-nucleotide messenger RNA. It is a transcript of the gene vgf, whose product is annotated as VGF nerve growth factor inducible. The transcript has 2 exons. NCBI's taxonomy places the organism in Eukaryota, Metazoa, Chordata, Amphibia, Anura, Pipidae. Gene Ontology annotation, cellular component: synapse. Gene Ontology annotation, molecular function: neuropeptide hormone activity. The record is from RefSeq and is a predicted model, not a curated record. Gene Ontology annotation, biological process: signal transduction. Bases 1 to 2103 code for a protein of 700 amino acids.
AUGAACAUUGACGUCAGCGAGGGCGGGACCGAGCAGAGAGGGCAGGGGGAGGGAGGAGAGGGAGGGGAGGGCAGGGGGAGGGAGGGGAGGACACGUGACCAGGGGCUGGUGGAAUAUUUAAAGCAGCCGCCGCUGUCCCUGGUGCUGAAAUUCGCGCUGAGCCUCGGAGAAGCAACAGACACCGGAGAGACAAACUACACUGAGACUGCGGAGAGGGAAAGAGACCACCCGAGACUGCAAGAAACAAAAAUGUUUCAAGCUCCCCCUCUCCUCCUCACCCUUUCCCUUACCAUCCUACAUUCCCACUUCUAUAAUGCCGUUCCUAUUGGAGAGGAGCAGAGACACCAGGCAAUACAUCCGAAUCCCCACGACAGCUCUGCUUAUCCCUCUGAAGUUGUAGACCAUCAGGACGUAUCUUCACUUCCCAGAAGCCAACAUGACAACAGGGAGGGUAAUGAGGAGAGCGAGUCCACACAAAUGCAUCCUCCGAAUACGUCAGAUGAGGGAGAUGAAUUGUUUAAAGAUAUCAGUCCGAAGGCCUUGGCUGCUGUCUUGCUACAAGCCCUUAAUUCUGAUGGGGAAGAGCAGACCCCUUCAACCUUGGCAGAGAGAACUCCCUCAGAAGAUCACAAAGCACUGAAAGAUGAGAAAGAUGAUGGUCAGACAGAAAGAGUAAGGAGUAGAUCACAAAGUUUAGAGAAAGAGGAGGGCAUUAGAGAAGAUGCAAAAAUGGGGGACGAAGAAGACUUAGAGAGUGUGAAGUCAUUGUUGCAAGAGCUGGAGAGCUUCCAGCCUCCACCUAAACCAGAGCAAACUGAACAGAAUACAAUCCCUGUAAACGAUGACUUAGAAGAGCUAAAGGAGCUUCUAGGUAUAGGUAAUGAAAUAGAAGAAGAAAAAAGGACCCCAAUCCAACCUGACUCAGAAUCAUCCAGGAGGUGGGACGGAGAAGAAGAAAGUGAGAAUCUAGCUGGUGUUGCUCAAGACCUUCUGCUACAAUAUGUCCUGAAUGGUGGUGGAGAUGAAGGAGAGCAGGAUGAGGAAGAGAAGAACCAAGAUGAGGAAGAAGGUGAAGAAGCAGAUGAUUACCAAGGAGGAGACUUUGCUGGAGGUCAGAAGUCUAUGUUGGAAGAUGAGGAAGAUGCGAAUGUCCAAGAGAAAAGAUCAAAUGAUGAUGACGAUGAUGAGGUUGAUCCCCAAACCAUUGACAAGCUGAUUGAGCUCUCUAGUCGCCUGCAUCUUCCAGCUGAUGAUGUUGUUGAUAUCAUAACUGAUGUUGAAAAGAGGAGAAGGAGAAGGAUGAAAAAGAAGAAGGCAAGAGAUGAUUAUCCUGGAAGGAAGGAACGGACAAGAGCCCCACCACAAUCUUGGGACACCCCAAAACCUGCCUAUUAUCCCAGGAGAAGGCUGGAGCAAGAGCCAGUCUGGAAUAAAGUGCAAGAUCCAGUCUGGAACAGGGUUCAAGAACCAAUCUGGAGUAAGAAAAAGGAGCCAAGGUGGAACAACUGGGCAGAGCCAAGAUGGAAUAAAGUGCAACAACCAAGCUGGAAUAAAGUGCAACAACCAAGCUGGAAUAAAGUGCAGCAACCAAGCUGGAAUAAAGUACAGCAACCAAACUGGAAAAAGAUGCAAGAUCCAAGCUGGAAUAAGGUGCAACAGCCAAGCUGGAACAAGGUGCAAGAGCCAAGCUGGAACAAGGUGCAAGAGCCAAGCUGGAACAAGGUGCAAGAGCCAAGCUGGAACAAAGUGCAAGAUUUAAACUGGAACAAGGUGCCAGAUUCCAGCUGGAAUGAAAUAGAAAAGCCAAGCUGGAAUAAGAUACAAAAAUCAAGUUGGGAUAAUAUGCAAGACUCAAGCUGGAAUAAGGUGAAACAGCCAAGCUGGAGAAAAGUUAUGGAGCCACCUCCCCGUAGAUAUCGCACACGCCCUGCCUCAUUCCCAAACUAUAUGCGUCCCAGGGCUUUUCAGUCUCCUCCGCGAUAUUACUAUAAACCUCCUCCCCCUCAGAUUGAUGAUUACUUUGAUGAAGACAAGGAUAGGCAGGAGGAGAUGGAGAACUACAUUGAAAGGCUCCUGCUGACCCAUCCUGAGGUCUUCCAGUGAUUUGUCCCAAAUUGUAGUCCCAUAGAACACAACUCAACAACUCAACCCAGCUAUUGAUCCAACUCAACUACAUUGAACAUGACUCAACUGAGCAAGAUAUUUCUUUCUCCAAACUAGUCAGUUGCAUCCCGUUCUGCCCAACUCAAGUGAUCUUAUGCCCACCUCAAUAUAUAUAUAUAUAUAUACAGUGCCUGAAAAUGUCUGUGCACCAUCAAACUUGCCCUCGGUGAUACCACCAUAACAAACCCUACAAGCCCGACAACAACACUGAAAAGACUGCACGGACACUAAAAACACCACCUUAAGAGACACGAAACAGCAGAACAAAACACCUGGAUCACUUAAACACCUGUGUUUUUCAGAUUCUCCUGUGAUAAAUCUAAGAACUUUCUUUUUCUGAAGAUCUGGUGCAGUUUUGGGCAACUACGUGCUCCGGGCAGAUAUUACUUAUCGCAGUCAAUAUGCAGUAGUUCCUAACAGAACGGUUCAAAUUCCAAUUUCCCUAAGUUAACUACACCAAAUCUAGGCCCUUCCUACUCCAUAAAUAUAUCUAUUAAAUAAUGAUAUACAUAAUAAGAGUAAUUUGCACUAAAGAGGUUUCGCUUUAGGACGUCCAGAAUCGCCCGUAUUGUUGAGACCUCUUUAAAGGAGAAGUUCACUUUAACAACAUUUUUAGUAUUUUUUUGAUUGAAGUUGGAGCCAGUCAGACUUUUUUUUGACUUAAUUGUCUUUUGUUUUCUGCCUUUCUCUCUCUGACUGAAACAUAAAAUGCCAUCUGGUUGCUAAUGUCAAUAGGGGUAAUUUAUGAAGACCCUGGGCACUAGAGUUUUUGCAGGGCAGGUUACACAAUCCAUUGCAAGACACCAACCCAUCUAUAGGGUAGGUGGUAAGUACAUGGUCCUGUCACAGCCUGUGUCCACCGCCACUCUCUAACGUGCACAAAUUAGGGGGCAUUGUUGCAUGCCAAUGUGCCUUUCCCCACGUGCCCCCAGCUAUGCCAAACGCAGGCAGUCCUGUCGUCAUGGGGGCGGCUGUAGGUCUCUGUGCUCCAUUUUGGCACUUAUUUAGAAUAGAAGAUAGAGUGCAACAUGCAAAACCACUGUGGACUGUGCCUAAUUUUUGCACCUUCUACCUUCCACUUCGUAAAUUAAAGUCCCCAUACAUGGGCCGAUUCUAGCUGCCGAUAUCGGUCCCCUUAGGGAUAUCGGUCCCUUAGAAAACCUAAUCGGAUCAGGGACUGCAUCGGCUCGUUGAUGCAGUCCCCGGACCGACUUCACCUAUACCCAUCAUUAUAAUUCGAUCGCUUGGCCCCAGGGCCAAAUGAUCGAAUUAGCCUGGAUUCUCCCGAUAUCGCCCACCCGUAGGUGGGGGAUAUCGGGAGAAAAUCCGCUCGUUUGGCGACAUUGCCAAGCGAGCGGAUCUGAAGGUGUAUGGGCACCUUUACCCCUAAUGUGCUUGGCAACUGGAAUUCCGAUGGGUUGUUAGGGUCAUUUGUUUAUUGUUAAUUUUAUUUUUAUUCAGAGCCCCUUGAACAACGCUGACAUUCAAACCAAUGCCUGGUAAAUGGUGUCAGUAAAUCCAGCACUUUAAAUUCCAGAUUCCGAAGAACAAAGACCACAAAAUCCAAAAACCCACACGAAGAAAUAAAAAAACGACUAACCGCAAUUCGUUUUUUGUUGAUAUCAUACUAAAAAUGAAUCUUAAAGUGAACUCCUCCUCGAAAUCGUCAGUUGACGGACAGGAGCGACAGAUCACGACAAGUGGCCGCUUUCUCCCGCAACUGGGGGUUUACUAUUAACGAUACUGUUGCAACCGGGUGAGACGGCAGUACCCCUGUCCGCUCGCUCUCUUUUUGAGCACAAUCUUUGUAAUUAUACCCAAAAACCACAAAAAAAAAGAAAAAAAAAACGAUUUGAAAGAAUCUCUGUAUUUGGGGGGGGUACAUGCCCCCUACUGGGCCCUCAAACUCCUGCCUGACAUUGCCUCCUGGAUUCACUCAGUUUGCAUGUUCCCCCUUCCCCUUCAGUGUCUUGGCUGCUGUGGCCCUCUCUGUGAUGCUGUCGAUGUUACCUUGCUAAUAAAGAGCUUUCUCUCCUCUCCUGUUUGUACAUAUCACAUAAAUACUUUUUGCUAAGAAAAUAAAGCUGACUAUUUUAUUAUGA